Molecule: messenger RNA, 4666 nt
Organism: Trachemys scripta elegans
Lineage: Eukaryota; Metazoa; Chordata; Testudines; Emydidae
Product: synaptotagmin-1-like
Exons: 8
Coding region: 111-1349 (412 amino acids)
Biological process (GO): regulation of dopamine secretion; regulation of calcium ion-dependent exocytosis; calcium-ion regulated exocytosis
Cellular component (GO): synapse; axon
Molecular function (GO): phosphatidylserine binding; SNARE binding; calcium ion binding
Source: RefSeq, a predicted model, not a curated record
CUUGUUUUUCUAGUACAGGAUGCCAGUCCCUCAUUGUACUGGAAGUUCUGCCGACAGCGUGUGCACGGGCUCAGAGAGGGACCCUGAGAAGCUGCUUUCCAGCAGCCUGCAUGCAGGUCGGGGAGAUGACACAAGAGAACUCCAUUCUGCUUCACUUGCAGAGUUUACAGCUGCCCUUUCCCGACACCUGGAAGUAUGGGAUUUUGGCAUUAGCCAUCCUCCUGGUUUUGGUGGCUCUAACCAUUUUAACCUGCCAAAUGUGCCAAUGCCAGAAACUGAGAAAAUUUGGGAGAAAGAAGAAAUACCUUAGUGAAGCCUGUAAGGACACAAAGGCGGAGAAUGGCAUCCUGGGGGAUAAACUGCGACCAGCUCUCCUUGACAUUGCUAAGCAGAGCCUUCCUGAUGUCAAGAUCCAGAAACUCCAAGAGGAACUGGACAAGCUGGGUACCUGCCUUUCCCCCUCCUGCACCAGCACUAAGAACCUGGAGAGUGUGGGCAGCAACGCAGACUUCUUGGAGAGCUCCCGGGGCAGGCUGAGAUUCUCCCUCUUCUACCACAGGGACCGACUUGAGCUGCUCUUGACGGUCAUUGCAGUGACAGGCCUGCCUAGCCGAGGGAGCGCUGACUCUGCUGUUCGGGUCCGGCUGCUGAAGCAAGUCCCAUCUCACAUCUCUGGCCUCCAGUGCAUGGUCCAUGAGUGGCAAACACAGGCGGUGAAGAACUGCAGGAAACUUGCCUUUGGGGACCAGUUUGUCUGCUCCCUGCAGGAGGCUGAGCUGGAGAAGAGCACUGUGAAGUUGGAGGUUAAACAUUACAACAAGUAUUCCAGACACACCAUGCUGGGGGAAGUGAGGGUCACCCUCAGCAAACUAAAGGCCUCCCAACGUAUGGAGUUCUGCGAGGAGCUACAGAAGACUACAAAGGACCUUGUUGGAGAAGUCCUUGUGUCGCUGAAGUGUCUUCCCAUCUCUCAGAAGAUAGAAAUUGGGCUGCUCAAAGUCAAAACUGCCUCCGUGUGCAGCAGUCCAGAGAAGAGUGUGUAUGCGAGAAUAGACAUCUCCUGCCAUCUCCACAAACAGAAGCAUCAGAAAUCCAGCCCCAGGGCCCGAACCUCAGUCAUCAUCUUCAAUGAGACUUUCCUCUUCCAACUUGCUGAGCCUGUUGCUGGGGCCUGCACAGUCCUGGUCUCCGUUUAUGAAAUGAGCUCCAGGGCCAGAGGCAGCAGCAGGCAGCUCAUUGGACAGGCUGUCCUGGGGAAGAGGAGCCCCAGAGAAGCCAAUGACCACUGGGCCCUCAUGAUGCAGUCUGUCCAGCAGCCUGUGGCUAAGUGGCAUCCUCUGCUACUUUAGAAGGAGGAUUUUGCACCACUUCCAUGAUGUAGAAACUGGCCAGAUUUUCUCCAUGGCAUCAGGCCCAACAGCGUUCGAAGUGGGUAUCUUCCAGAGAUGGGUAAUAGCCUGAAGCUCCUGGUUAGAACAGCACUAACCGAAGUAGCUGCUAGUUGUGACAAAAGUUGCUGAUUCAUUCUCCCUCCCAGCAGCAGCAAGGGAAUGUCUUUCCAUCCCUGCCAAGUCCCAUUGUGAUUUGAUUAACAGUACUAUUGCCGGAGCACCGAGAGGAUGCAACUGAGACCAGGGCCCCACUGCACUAGGUGCUGUGUAUACACACAGACAGUCAGUAAGAGAACAACUCUGCCCUGAUGAGUUUACAAUCUGAACAGACAAGGGAAGCAAUGGGUGGGAGGACAGGAGUAUUAUUAUCCCCCUUUGACAGAUGGGGAAUUGAGGCACAAAGAUUAAGUGACAUGUCCAAGGGUUCACAGGGACUCUGUGACAGAGUGGGGAUUUGAACCCAACAUCUCCUGAGUCCCAGUCCAGUGCCUCAAGCAUCCUUCCUCUCCUUCCCCUUUCUUUGCCUGGAAGAGUCUCAGAUGUGGCACUUUCCCAGUGAAGGCACCCAGGCCUUGCCACCACUGCCUCCCUUCACUCACACGCACAUAGAGUGCCUGUGGGGAUGGAUGAAUACAAGACCUCGGCAUCCCAGGCUGUCAGUCAGGCACUUUCCUUCAGUGAUACCCCCAUGUUAAAAACAAACAUGCUUUGUGUAAAUGCAGCCCCCUCUCACCUGCUAAAGAUAAAUGAAACAGCCCAGACCUUGUAAACGAGAGCAGAGCCUGCUGAAGUAGGAGCAACCUGCACACUUUGCCCUUGCUGCCCUCUCAGGAAAGGUCUGGCCCCUGUGGCCACCACCACAGCUGGAGAGCUGCCAGCUGCUAAAUUUGGAUGAAUGGUUGUGAUCCAUCUCCAGCAAAGUGUGUGUGUGUGUGUGUGUGUGUGUGUGUGUGUUCAGGGCUCUCCUGAAGUGGCUAGGAGGCAUGGUAGUGCAUCUAAAGCUCAUUAAUGCUUGUAAACUGUUUUCUUCCCAGGAUAUCACCAUUUCCCUGCACCGCAUGUAGGGGUGGACAGUGGCCACUGCUCUGGGACUUCAGGCUUCUGCUUUGUUUAGUCUCCCAGCACACAGCACCCCCUGGUGGAGGCAUGGCAGCACAAUCUCACCUUGUCUGGCUGUAGAAACAGAUCAGACCCCAUAUCCACCUAGUCCUGUAUCCAGUCUCUGACAGUGGCCAGCACCAGCUAUUUCAGUGGAAGCUAUAAGAACCCUGCAGUGAAUAGAUGUGGGAGAAUCUGAUCCCCACAUUAGGUCUCACCUGGAUCUCUGUCAGUUAGAGAAUGGUUUAAGCCCUGAUGCACGAGGCUCCAUAGCCUUUCCUAAAUUUGUCAUAAUUAAUUAUAAGAAUUUUGGAUAUUCUUGAUACCCAUAAACAUGUUUUAUCCCUUUUUGAAUCUUGGUAUGUUCUUGGCCUCAGUGAUGUCCUGUGGCAGUGAGUUCCACAGUUAUGUGAAAAAAGAAUUUCCUUUUAUUGGUUUUGAAUUUCUUACCUUUUAAUUUAAUUGCAUGUCCUCUGGUUCUUGUAUGAUGAAACAGAGAGAACAGAAGCUCCAAAUCUAUCUUCUCUGUCUCAUUAAUUAUUUUAUAUACUUUUUAUCAUGUCCCCUCUUACUCAUCCUUCCUAAAGUGAACAAUCCCACUCUUCAAUCUCUCUCCAUAGGACAGGCUUUCCAGGCUCUUCAUUGAACCUUCUCUAGUUCUGUACCAUCCUUUUUGAGAUGGUGUGACCAGUACUCCGCACAGUAUCCAGAUAAGGUCACACCCUUGCUUUAUAUGAAGGCAUUAGAAUAUUCUCUGUAUUAUUCACCAUCCCUUAUACAGCCUAACAUUGUGUUAGCUUUUGUGACUGCAGCUUCACAUUGAGCAGAGGUUUUCAUUGAGCUCUCUAUAUGGACACCAAGGUCCCUUUUCGAGCUGACACAGUUAAUUUAGAAUCCUGCAAGGUCCACAAGGAGUUUAAACUUUUCCCUCCAAGGUGCAUUACUUUGCAUUGAUCAACACUGAAUUUCAUUUGCCAUCAUGCUGCUCAUUCUCCUAGCUUGGUUAGGUCCCUCUGAAGUUCCUUUCGAUCCUCUCUGGUCUUGACUAGCAAAUGUUGCUACCCCACUACUCACCCCCUCCUGCCUUUCCAGGUCAUUAAAUACACUUAACACAGGACCUAGUAUGGAAACUUACAGCCCCCACUUUUGAAAUGAUGAAAGUUGACCAUUUAAUCCUACUCUUUGCUUUCCAUCUCCUAACCAGUUUUUGAUCCAUGACAAUAUAGUUUGCUUCUCACCCCCAUGACUACUUAGCUUCAUUAGUAGCCUCUCGCACAGAAUCUUGUCAAAGGCCUUUUGAAAGUCACUGUAUGUAUACCAUGCCUCCCAUGGAGAUAAGAGCCAGCAGAAUGGCUCAGUCCUCUAACUUCUACCAUCUAAUCUAGGGGGCAGUAUUCUGCUACCAGCUCCCAGCCCACUCACUCCUUGCUCUUUGCUCGGAUGCCAGCUGUGAUGCUGGUGGAUCUAGGCACUGAUCUGCUAGGGACUCUCUCCCAAAAGGCAAGGGAAGGGUGAGUGGAUUGGCAUAUGGAGCGAACAUAUCAGCAUGUCACUGACUGAGCUUGCUCCGUAGUCACUACCCUGCUCCGACAAGUACUGUAACCUCCCAGCCACUCACCCUGAUGGGAUGGUGACACAGACACAUCAGCCUGGAAGCUAUUUCAGGAGCACUUCAGCACCCUGCAAGCCCUGCUACAAGACGCCUGAAGCUCCAGCAUAAUUGGGACUGGUCCAUGGACAUCAGCUCCAGUGCUGAACCUAGUUAUUUGAGCAUCGGGAAAACAAGAGUGACUACAUUAAACUAACACCACCACCUGCCACCAUAUAGCCACAAUCUAUAUGCCCACAACUCCCCACAGGAGAAGUUCUAGCCUGGGAACCCCUGGCAUCAAAGACAUCAGCGCAGCCUGUGGUACUGUCACAGUGGGUCAGAUACUCAGUACAAUCCCAGGGGGAGAACGGUCAGUUACAGGGAAAGCUCUCGAUGUUCUGGGCUUCUUUCAAAUGAAAAUGCUGGGCUGCUCUGGGUGGGGAAAAAAGGUAACAUCCAUUAGCAGCUCUGACUCAUGGAUUUGCUACAGCUGGCAGCUGUCACCUAAGCCAUGAGGUUUGUUUAAUUGUACCUUCCAGAGUCUGCGGUUCAGGCAGCACAAUGGCAUAGGCGGGUAGGACUGCUC